Molecule: messenger RNA, 3457 nt
Organism: Hemiscyllium ocellatum (epaulette shark)
Lineage: Eukaryota; Metazoa; Chordata; Chondrichthyes; Orectolobiformes; Hemiscylliidae
Gene: grcc10
Product: gene rich cluster, C10 gene
Exons: 3
Coding region: 98-496 (132 amino acids)
Biological process (GO): post-embryonic development
Source: RefSeq, a predicted model, not a curated record
CCGGGUAGCAGGGCCCUGUCCCUCGGUGUGUGUCCACGGCCGGGGCCGGCCUCAGUGGGGCCUGGGGGCUCGAGUUGUCCGGCGUCGAGGGGGCGCGAUGGCGGCGGCGGCUCAGCAGCAGCAACAACAACAAGCACCACAACCACCAGCGGGAGGCCUGAGCCUGGAGCAGGCGAAAGUGGUGCUGGGUGAAGUGAUCAAGGCCUUCAGUUCCCCUGAGAAUGCCGUGAGGAUGGAGGAAGCCCGUGACAACGCCUGUAACGACAUGGGCAAGAUGCUGCAGUUUGUGCUGCCCGUGGCUACCCAGAUCCAGCAGGACGUCAUCAAAUCCUAUGGCUUCAGCAACGAUGGAGAAGGGGUGCUGAAGUUCGCUCGUAUCAUCAAGACCUACGAAGGUCAGGACCCUGAGAUCGCCGCGAUGUCCUCCAAGCUCAAGUCCAUGUUUCUGCCUCCGAUGACGGUCCCUCCACACAGCACUAACAUCUCCGCAUCGUAGAGAGAGAAGGAGGGGUGAGGGGGGUUUGGAGGGUCGGAGAGGGCACUCGAUCUCUGGGUCCAGAGACGCACGUGCCUUUUCCUCCUUAAAACAAAAAGUUUGUUUCUGUCCGGUGCCACCGAACAUGCGCUGACUCUGGCGUGCUCAGAACAUUGCUCGUCCACGUCCCCUCCACAUCUACCCAUCACGUACCCUCCCCCCGGCUCUGCCAUGUUCCUGCCCGCCCCACUCUGAGCACCAGUCCCCUCCAUCCCUGUGGAAGGAGUGCCAACGUGAGGGGAAUUCACUGAGGAGUGCCCCCUACAGGCGGAACCCUCUGCCCGCUCAUGGCACCUGAGCUGAGACACCUUUUCGUGCCCGUAUCUGGGGGGUGCGGGAGCUGGGCAGGGCAAGUGGAAGGGAAUCACUGUGCCUGGUGUUCCCCCCACCACCACCAGCAGUCUGCUCGGUUCCUCCCUUUGUGUGUAACUAAGGAUGUGGUUGAGCUGUGUUUGUAAACAGCAGUUGGGUGACCUGAUGCACCUCCCCCCUCCCUCCCUCCCAGGAUAGGGCGGGCAAAUUCAUUUAAACUCGCAAAGUAGAGAUCCCGUGGCACUGAUUUUGGUACCAAAAUGACUCCAAGGCUGAGUGGAGACACCCAGUUACCCUCUCUCAUACCCAGCCACAGCCCUGCUUGGUCCCAGGGUGGCCCUGGGACUGAGUGGAGAUACCCAGUUACCCUCUCUCACACCCGGCCACAGCCCUGCUUGGUCCCAGUGUGGCCCUGGGACUGAGUGGAGAUACCCAGUUACCCUCUCUCACACCCGGCCACAGCCCUGCUUGGUCCCAGGGUGGCCCUGGGACUGAGUGGAGAUACCCAGUUACCCUCUCUCACACCCGGCCACAGCCCUGCUUGGUCCCAGGGUGGCCCUGGGACUGAGUGGAGAUACCCAGUUACCCUCUCUCACACCCAGCCACAGCCCUGCUUGUCUCUAGGGUGUUGGCUGGUUCAUUCUGUAAUUGAUUGUAAGAUACCGGGGGUCUUUGGUGGAGGGGGGGUGGGGUGGGGAGUGUUAACACACAGCCUGCACUGUGCUGUAAUCCACCACCCACUGCCCGCAUCGCAUCCUUUCUUGAUUGCACACUGGUUUCCAUUUGAAACUCUGUUAUCAGCUCGCCCUCCCCCGACAUAGGGAUGUGGGAGGAAAAGGCACAGCGUGGUUGAUUUGGAACAGGAUUGCCUCGAUAUUUACGAGGCUUCGGUUUUGUUUUCAGUUUGCAUUUCGAAGGACUCUGAGUCCACUAGAGACCGCACUGGGACAGUGUGUUACCUCUGCAACUUCAAAGGCAAGUUUCCUGUCUAAGCCAGCCCACUGACCACAGACAGACUUCCUGCCUUUAACACUGGUGAGACCUAACUACAGUAACAGGGCAAGUUUAAAAAUGCUCGUUGCUGCCGUCUACUGAGAAAUGGAAAGCAGGAAUGAUUUAGCAUUGUUCCUUCCUUGGAUCUCUAGUCAGUGGCCGGAAGGACUGCGUUUUCCAUCCGGGCUGCUGCACUCCCUCUGUGACUUUGCAACUGGUGGCUCUGUUUCUAUUGGAAGUGGAGCUGUUGCAAUGCAGGGGCCACUGAGCACGGCUACGGGAGUGAUCAGAUCACCUGCUCUGGGGGAUGAAAGUUGACCAGGGCACGAGCGGAAGUCACCCCGCGGGACGUUUCCACUUGACCGUCUGUGAAGCAGCAACCUUCGACAGUGUGGUGCACCCUGCCCCUCGAUAAAGCUGUGGCACCCUUGGGGAAGGGCGAGCUAGUUAAGGUGUUCGGGGUGGGGGAGGGGGCAAGGGCAGUCGCUAACACCUGCCAUAGUGGGCUCUCACAUAGCAGUGGGGUGUGGAGUGGAAGGCAGCACGGUGGCUAACCAGGGACCCGGGUUUGAUUCCAGCAUCAGGUGACUGUCUGUCUGUGUGCUGCUUGCAUGAGUCCCUGCUGGAGUGGAGUGGGCAGCCCUGACACCGACAACGUAUGGCAGGCGUUCGGCAUCACCCCAGAGAGACAUUCUGCAGAGAUUUUUUUUUAAAAAGCACCUCUCCUUUCAAGCAGAGCUACAGUCAAAACAAAUUGAAACCGCUGGUCUGAUGAGCGUGUCUUUUAUCAUCUGGUUGCUGGUGGGGUCAGGGAAUAAUUUCCUCCUAAGCUGACAGUGGAGGGGGCGGGUUGUGCAUGUUGACAGGGUUAAGUGUUUGGGGUUUUUUUCUGCGUUCCCCCAGGUUUGUUUAUUUUUCCCUUCCACCUUGAAAUGCGGAUUACUCCAAGCGACCAUAUCAUUCCAGCUGCUCCUGUACCCGGUCCCUUCAAGUGGCUGUUUACAGAGAAAAGCGUUUCCUUUCGAUUCACGGCUAUGGAAGCAAGCUGGGCCGGUCCCUGUGCUCCCUCCUUCCCUCAUCCUGAUCCUCAGGCCCACCGUCCCUCCAAAGGGCUGUUCUAACUUCCCCUCCAAUGCCUCUCUCUUCACUGGGACAGGUUCCACAGUGUUGCCGUCCUUGCCAGCUACGACUGCCUGCUUUUCCACUUUCAUUCCAGGUUGGCUGUGUUCUGUCCCUGGCAGCACGGUGAUUGGGGUCUGCUACGUUUAAGGUGAAUCUCUUUCGCAGUUUAAGAUGAGGGGGGGUGGAAGGAGGUGCUUUCUUUGAAAAUUCUAGUUUUUUUUUUCAAAAUACAGUCACCGGAUGCUGCGGAGCACACAGGGGAGUUUACAGAAUGUCUGAAAAGGCUGUGCUGAAAGGUGUACGUGAUGUGACUUGCCUUGAUUAUGAGCUCCUGCGAUUGACGGUGCUAUUCAGAGACUUAUUGCUCCUGUCUGUCGACAUGCACGCUGCGUUUUCCUCUAUUAAUGUAAAUGUGUUUUAAAAUACCUUGUCCUGUGCUGGACAGUUCCAUAUCACGUACAACAAAGUUGAAAUAAAUGUCAUUAGUUUACUUGA